This is a messenger RNA of Clavispora lusitaniae ATCC 42720, 2481 nucleotides long. It is a transcript of the gene ARP8, whose product is annotated as Arp8p. Gene Ontology annotation, cellular component: Ino80 complex. Gene Ontology annotation, biological process: regulation of DNA-templated transcription; double-strand break repair. The record is from RefSeq and is a predicted model, not a curated record. NCBI's taxonomy places the organism in Eukaryota, Fungi, Ascomycota, Pichiomycetes, Serinales, Metschnikowiaceae.
AUGUCUUCUGUUGUCAAAGAAGAAGAGGAAGAUGAUCAUUUUACAGCCCCCUCUUCUCCUCCUGGAACUCCGCUCCCUGACGGGAAUGCUACACCAGAUAUUUCGUCAGAGAAGACCGACGAACAUCCUGAGGCCGAUAAGAAGCGUCGAAAAACCACUGGCAAAAACGCAUCAACGAAGAAGCCUUCAGAGGAAGUCCUCCAGAGGCGGCGUGAGGGACGUAUUAAAGCUGCGGCGACAAUUGCCCAAAACUUGAAGAAGACAGGCAUUGGCCGUUUUGAAGACCAAAACCACUUUUCGCUUACUAGCGUGAAAACAGUACCUUUGAUCAACCAAAAGAAUUACUUUGCAGAUUACUUGAAGAAAGAUGAGCAGGCGAUGUUGAUUCGGAAUUGGAGGACAGAAAAGUUGCUUCAAACACAGACAAAAGAUCCCUCGAAAACCUCGUCUUCUGCCGACGGUAAGAAGAGCGCAAAUGGGGAUGAUGAUGAUGACGAUGAAGAUGAUGACGACAAUGAGGCAGAAGAGGGUGUUCAAGGAAAAGGAAGUAUGGGCCAUGAUACGAUUGUCAUACACCCUGGAUCUGAAUUUAUGAGAAUAGGCCGUGCCACAGAUGGAUUGCCACAUUCGGUGCCAAUGGUCAUUGCCAUCAAAAACAAUCAAAAAGAUAACAGUGAAUACCCCAUUAUCCCCCAAAGAACCGAAUAUGAUAACGGUGAAGUUGAUUUUGGAGAGCUGUUUGAAGCAGUUAAAGGUGUGGUAACCAAGGAUUUCAAGGCAAGAAUGCGUUACUACAAGCGCAGGAUGAAUCCAAACUCCCGAGAUAGCGCUGCUGCAUUCAAUAGAAAACAGGAACCGGAAGAAGUUCCAGAAGGUUAUGAUCCUUCUAAAAAAGAUUGGUUUGAGAAAGAUGACGUCCUUCUAAAAGAACGCCAGUACUUUGCAGGAGAUGAAGCUUUGAAAUUACCCAUAAAUGAGUCUUAUCGUGACUGGAAGUUGAGAUUUCCAAUUGUCAAUGGAUCUUUUAAUCAAUCUCUUGAGGAUUAUCAAUCGCCGCAAGAGCUUCUAGGUGAUUUAAUUCGCAUUACGAAUGAGGCAUUGAAAACAAUAGAUAUUACAACGGCUGAAGAGCUUACAAACUUGAAGUGCUUGCUUGUCAUUCCUGAGUUAUACGACAAAGUUUAUGUCGAAGCAUGGGUCGAUUUGUUAAUCAACUCUGUUGGAUUUGGACGAAUUGGAAUCAUUCAAGAAGCUGUUGCAUCUACUUUUGGAGCUGGUGUUUCAUGCGCAUGUGUUGUUGAUGUGGGAGCAGAGAAAACCUCUAUUGCAUGCGUUGAUGAAGGUAUGGUAAUCAAUGACUCGCGUGUGAGACUUGAUUACGGGGGCAAGCACAUCACAGAAGCGUUCACAAAACUCAUGUUACAGCAAGGUUUCCCUUAUUCAGAUAUUAACUUGGCAAACCAUAAUGAUGAUUGGGAAUUAGCUGAGGAUUUGAAAAAGAAUUUCUGUACAUUCAAUGAUGCGGACAUUGCCGUUCAGUUGUACAACUUCCACAAGCGGAAGCCUGGUGAAAAAACUCAAAAAUACAAUUUUAAAGUAUACGACGAGGUGAUGUUAGCACCACUCGGAUUGUUUUACCCGGGUUUAUUUCAAAUCGAAGAGGUAUCCCGACCAAGAAACUUAUUUCCGGAGUCUCAAGACCAUUACUCUGGGGAACCCAACAAUCCGUAUUCCAAAGCACAAGAGAACUUGGUGAAUAAAACGUGUUUUUCUGACAUGACGGACGAAAAGCUUAUUCUAAAACUUCUCGAGGACAAGACUGUCUUCAAACAAGCCAAUGUCUACGCCAAACCGCGUGCGCCACGCUCUCUUUCAGCUGAGGAAGUGCAAAUACCUUUAACUAUGCCUUUGGAUAAGGCGAUCAUCGAGUCGAUCACAUAUGCUGGUAUUGCCACGGAUUUCAAUAAGACAAAAAAAUUAUAUGAUAAUUUGCUUAUUGUUGGAGGCGGGCUCGCCAAGUUCCCUGGAUUUGAUGUGCUACUCAACGACCGCAUCAAUAUUUGGCGUCCGAAGUUUCUUUCCUCCAGUGGUCUCGAUGAUGUUUUGAAUUAUGCCAACAAGGAAAAAGAAAAAUCGGAAGCCAAACGCAAAGACAUGAUAGCGGAAGCCAAAAAGAAAAAAGCUACAGGAGACCAAAGUGUCGAUGAUGUGGAAUUGAGCGAAAAAGAAAUUAAGGAUAUUGAGGAGGCCACUGGCUUGUUCCUCGACUUGGAGAAAGCGGACAGUUAUUCAGAUCAAGGUGCACUCAUUCCUGUUAAUGUUCUUCCUGCACCACGAGAGUUUGACCCCCAAGAAUUGUGUUGGAAAGGAGGUAGUGUUUACAGCAGAUUGAAGGUUGUGAAUGAGAUGUGGAUCACGCAGAAAGACUGGGAUUUGUUGCGGACCAGGUGUCUCUACUACAAAAGUUUGUUUAAUUAUUAG